Molecule: messenger RNA, 181 nt
Organism: Ambispora leptoticha
Lineage: Eukaryota; Fungi; Glomeromycota; Glomeromycetes; Archaeosporales; Ambisporaceae
Source: the annotation of a GenBank genome assembly
AUGGAUCAACGACCACUUCCCCAAGGAUGGAUUGCUAAAUGGGAUCCAAGAUAUCAACGACAUUACUUUGUUGAACCUAGUAAAGGAAUCACAACAUGGGAAGAUCCAAGAGGCCCAUUAUCUUCUCAACAUCAACAAUAUAGUUAUCAUAAUCAAACGACAAUAACGUCUCGUUCUCCAC